AUGUCCGAGUCCAGCGUCCGUGGUGAUGAGCACAAGGACCCCGCCUGUGGCCAUCCAAGCCCUGCCCUCUCGCUCCCGGCCCAGAUCAGCGUGGCCCCACCCUGGCACUCCCUACCGCUGUCGCAGGCUGAUCUGGGCCUGGUCUUCUCCAAUUCGAGCCCCUUUGCCUUCUCACAGUCCCUCCUCAUGAUUGCACCAGCGAGAGCACCCUCAAAAGCAGGAUUCAGAGCCUCCUUUGGUCAUUACUCGGUGGCACAGCUCAUCUCCAGCCCCCUGCUCCCCGUUGCUCCACCCCUCUCCGCCUCUCUCCUUUCCAAGUCUGUGGAGCAUGAUGUCAUGGACAGGUACAUGGUUCGAGCCCUGUUUCACUGGCGGGGAGACGCCAGCGGGGGACAAUGCAUCACACUUCAUGCCUUCAAAGCAACAGAGGAACAGAGAACAACUUGCAUCACUCAGCCUCCUCUAGGACUAUGUGUUGCCACCUUGAACCUCCCAAAGCACUGGUUUGAUUCGGACAACUCAGCCUCACCCAAUCAGAGCCCGGUGCUCGGGUCCAAGCGCCACUGGGGUCGAAAGCGGCACCGUGGGAGGCGACAUGGCGGGUCGCGAGCCCAGAGGGGCCGCACCACAGCUCGCGUUCAGCUCUACUACUCCUGCUCCGGCUUUGUGACAAACUUCAAAAUGCUGCCCCUUCGAUGCACGGAGGACAAACUGCAGCAGUCUCAGAAGAGGCUGUUUUACUUAGGAGCAGUCGCCCCCAGUGCUGGGGACCACGAGUCAGGCGGAGACACUGAAUCCAUGGAAUGUCCAGAUGCGCUGGGGGAGGAGCUGCGGCUCGAUUCCAACAUUGUGAUUGGUUAUCAGAAGGGGCCGGUGCGCGAAGGCCGGCGAAUUGGAGUGUCUGUUAGCCUCAUGUCCAAUUUCACUGGAGAUCUAGUAGUCAUAAGGCUCAAGGUGAAAAAGGGGCUCUUGUCUCUGAAGGCCCACACAUCUCGCACCCCUGACGCUUGGGUUGUAGCCUUGGAGAGGAACACGGGUUCCAAACAUGACACCAUCUCCAUAAUCUGCCACAAAGGCAGCAGCAGUGGAGACAGCUACAGCCCCGGCACCCCGCGGCAGAUCGCAUGCCUCUCCGUGGAGGGCCUACGCAGGAGUUUCGGCGUUGCCAUGACGGUGGCGGCUCACUGGUGGGUCGAGUACUCAGGCCGCAAUAACCACGUGUCACCACGCAGGGCCGCUGUCAGCACAUUCUCCUUCGCAGACAGAGACAUAUUGGGCAUCGCUCCUGUAACGGAGAGCAGCACCAUCAUCAACACAGCCAUGCUGAGCAGUCAGCCUGUUUCCCUUUCUGUCAUCGUCCUCGCGGUAGGGGGCGAUGGAAAAGUGUCAGAUGUCACCGCUGCCGUCACAUGUCACUCAGACAAUGAAGACGUUGUCAAGGUGUCCAGUGAUUGUUCCGCCGUCUUUGUUGACGGAAGUGAAUCGGGAGUGGGCGGCGUGUGUGUGGGAGUCGAGUUUUCCCUGGGCACAUUCAGCGGUGCCCUCUGUCUGUCUGUCUGGGCUCCUGUUGUUCCAUUUCUCAUCUUGCUGUCUGACCCAGUACUCAACGCAAUCGAGGGCUGGAGUUACUACAAUGAGGCUGGGUGUUCUCCAGUCUACCAGCGGUCCACGGUCCAAGUUCUCGCACAGUUUGCUGCCCAGCCAUUGGCUCAGACGAGUCAACUGACAUAUAUGCUGGGUUCACCGGAUUGGUUUGUAGACGUGACCGAACUUGUUGCCGAUUGGUUGAAAGUGGCCGAUCCAAGAGUGGCCCAACUCGAUGAACAGCGCAAUCUGAUUGGCCUGGAGCCUGGAGUGACAUCAGUUCACGUGAUUUCCAGCCAAUGGGACGGUGUUUUGGGGAGCUGUGAUGUCACCGUGACUGACAACGCUGUGCUUCCUGGUGACUUGUCUGUGCAGCUAAUAGGAGGGCUAGGCUUAUCAAUCAAAGCAAACCCCACUCAUCCCUCCAUCGUGACUGCAACAGUGACAGCCCGUAAUACCCUAUACAACCUCGGCCAGGAAGCAUCUCUUAGCAUCGGGAUCCAAUUCAGCGACGAUACUGCCACACUGCUCUCGGCGUUCCAUGCUGUCCCCUUUUCACUGCGCCUCUCUUCACUGGCCGAGUCGGUGGUUGUCGUGACGCCUGCCCCACCCCAACGAGUUGUUGCCCAGGGUGACGGGGGUGGCCCUUUGCUGAAGGCAGAGCUCCUUGUGUCGAUUUGUCAGCCAACCUCAAGCUCAGUCAGAGAAAAUGGAGUUGUAAUGCGGAGGCUGGCCAGAGGCUCAGGAUGGGUCCGGGUCAACCUGGACUCAGAUUUCCAGCGGAUGGAGAUGGAGGAGCCAGAGUGGAAAAUGCAAGAAAUUUCCAAGGUUCUAUUGGAGUCCACCAGGGAUGCUUACAACAGUUUUGGAGAUGAAUCCCCUUCGGGAAACUCCUCCCGUUAUUACAACGGCCAUAACAUGAGCAUGGAGACUGAGUUGGAGAAGGCUGUGCUAACGCCAAACCACGAGGAGAGCGGCGUGUAUUUCUCGGAGAAGGCCAAGCCGGAGGACAGACCAGGCUUGAGCAGUGAGAGGGAAACUGAAAUGGGUGUCGGUGCUGUGCUGUCGCUGUUCUUCCUCUCAGGCCUCCUCUUCCUGGCGAACUGUGUGCCAUGCGCCCUGUGGGAGAACAGGAGCAAGAGGAGGAACGAGAAAGAGCAAGCGGGACAGGAGGACGGUGAGGACAGGGGACAGGGUGUGGAGGACUAUGAGAUGAGGAACGGAAAAAGGAAUAAAAGGGGAGCAGUUGCUCUUUGGUGGGGUGGACUAUAGACCGAUGUUCACCAAGGUCCCACUUAUGCUCUGUAGUCACACCCACCAUGUUAAAGACAGCAGCAGUGCUCAGCCUUGAUUUUGUUUAAAAAAAAAAUAAAAAAAUAAUGUACAGUACUGUGCAAGGCUUAG
This is a messenger RNA of Scleropages formosus (Asian bonytongue), 2988 nucleotides long. It is a transcript of the gene tmem132a, whose product is annotated as transmembrane protein 132A. Bases 1 to 2856 code for a protein of 951 amino acids. The transcript is spliced from 11 exons. Lineage: Eukaryota; Metazoa; Chordata; Actinopteri; Osteoglossiformes; Osteoglossidae. The record is from RefSeq and is a predicted model, not a curated record.